AUGAAGCACCCAUUAUCUCCUGACCGAAUCUUUGAAGAUGGAAUUAUGAAUCCAUCAGCUUUACUACGGGGCUUUGAAGAAAAGGGAAUGAGGAAUGAUAGACCAGACUGUCAAUUAAGUAAAGAGAAAAGGAAGAUACUCUUUUCUUUCUGUGAAGUAUGCAAUAUACAGCUGAACUCUGCAGCACAGGCUCAGGUUCAUUACAAUGGGAAGUCUCACCUGAAAAGAAUGAAGCAGCUGAAUAAUGUGAAACUACCUACAAACACAACUCCUGGCACUUUGUUUGCAAGCCCAAGCACAGGCACUACGACACUUCCUACCCUUGUGCGCACACCUACCUUGAUGAUGCAGCCUUCACUGGAUAUCAAACCUUUUAUUUCCUUUCCUGUGGACAGUAAUUCUGCUGUUGGACUCUUCCCAAAUUUUAACACCAUGGAUCCUGUGCAAAAAGCAGUCAUAAACCACACGUUUGGAGUGUCCAUUCCCCCAAAGAAGAAACAAGUGAUUUCCUGUAAUGUCUGUCAGCUUCGUUUCAACUCCGAUAGCCAGGCUGAGGCCCACUACAAAGGAAGUAAACAUGCCAAGAAGGUCAAAGCACUAGAGGCAACGAAAAAUAAACCAAAAGCUUCCAAGGACAGCGCAAAGGCUAACACAAGCUACUCCACCACGCCAGUUACAGCCAACAUCUCUGACAAAUCAGAGGAUAAAGGGAAAGCAAAAACCAAUGGUUCAAGUCAGCAUCCAAAUAUUGAAGUGAGUCCAUUCCUACCCAAACCUGGAGUUACAGCACUAGCACCUGUAACAUCUACAUCAUCCUCCAAGAGCACAAAUGGAGCUACUAGCACAGUUUCUGAAUCAGAAGAGGAAAAAGCCAAAAAACUACUUUACUGUUCACUAUGCAAAGUAGCUGUGAACUCUCUUUCACAGCUAGAAGCCCACAAUACAGGUUCCAAACACAAGACAAUGAUCGAAGCACGGAACGGUGCGGGUCCAAUUAAGGCUUAUCCUAGACCUGGAUCCAGGCUGAAGAUUCAGAAUGGCAGUAAGGGCUCAGGACUGCAGAACAAGACAUUUCAUUGUGAAAUCUGUGACGUCCAUGUCAAUUCAGAAAUUCAACUUAAGCAGCACAUUUCCAGCAGAAGGCACAAGGACAGAGUGGCAGGAAAGCCUAUGAAACCUAAAUAUAGCCCUUAUAACAAACUUCAACGCAGCCCAAGCAUUUUAGCAGCAAAACUUGCAUUCCAGAAAGACAUGAUCAAGCCCCUGGCACCUGCUUUUCUUUCAUCUCCUCUUGCUGCGGCCGCAGCUGUAUCAUCUGCUCUGUCUCUCCCUCCCCGUCCUUCUGCCUCUUUGUUUCAGGCACCUGCAAUACCGCCAGCUCUCUUAAGGCCAGGCCAUGGUCCCAUCCGUGCAACUCCAGCAUCCAUCCUUUUUGCACCAUACUAGUUUUGUAGAGAUAGUAAGAUGACAAUGGCCAGUACGAGGUGGAAAAGGAAAGCAAGCAAGCAUUCAAUAUUGUAAAAUGUCCUUCUCUUUUGAAAUGCCUGCAGUGUGAAACCCCAACUGACUAUGUCACAGAAUUGAUCAUGGAUGGGUACUGCAUUCUAGAUGCCUAGACAGCAUCUCUCUUCUUAAAAUUCAAAUACUUUGUCUAGGAAUGGUUUACUGAAAGCUUACUUGCUCAUCAAAAGAUCUCAUCAAAGAUUCAUGUAUCUGAUUGUUGGUUAUAUUUUUAAUGUGUAUACAAUGCACCUUGAAAACAAGGAACAGAAAACAUUUUCCUGGUUGACUUGAACACUAGGGUCUUCCUCGCUCACACUUAUGUACAUAGAUCUCUGGAAUCCAACUGGGUAUAUUUUAGUGUGAAAAAGGUAGAUUAACCAAGUGCUUAAUUGUGGGUAACAUCUUAAUACUGAAAUGCGUCUUUUUCUUUUCAGUGUGCUCUUGUUGACAGGGAUUGUGUACUGUUUUAGACCCCAGUACCAGUGUAUCUUGUGUAGUACUAGAGAUGUAUCACCUGUCUGAUCUACACAUUUUUAGUUGCUGUGCAAAUAUUUGAAAGCAAUGCAGCUUUGAAGCUUUUUUUAAAUUAAUGUAUUUCUUUUGUUUUAUAUUUUAUUUAGAAAGAUUAAAAAUAGAAAGCCAUAAAACAUAUAGUUAAGAUUAUUACUUGUUUGAUAUUUUCAUUUAACUUAUUUUGUCAAUUCUUCACUUGUGUUGCUAAACAAUGUUUAAAAUUAAAGGGAAAACAAGCCUUUCCAUUGCACAUUACCACCACUCAUGUGCAUUGUUGAAGAAGAUAAUGGGUCUCUGUAUUUAUAUAUAAAUAUCUUAUUUCUUCACUUUUAAACUUGUUUCCUUUGUAACAAUGCUGCAUAAUGGUGUGGCUCCCUGAUGCAAUAAUGUACAGAACAAAAUAUUUAUAAUUGACCAACUUUUAUUUUCUGUUUACUAAAUAUAUUGCGGUUCUUUCCUGUCUCUCCUCCUGCCCCUUCCAUCCUUUUAUAAAGGUAAUAUCAAUAUGCAGUACUCAGAUGAGAUCUCUGUGUGAUAUUGGGGGCGACAAGGUAAUAAAGGAACAAAAUAAAAGUAAUUCUUUUAGAACAUCUUUAUCUGCAAUCCGUAAAUAGUCAAAUGUCUGUGUAUUUUUUUAA
Molecule: messenger RNA, 2654 nt
Organism: Alligator sinensis (Chinese alligator)
Lineage: Eukaryota; Metazoa; Chordata; Crocodylia; Alligatoridae
Gene: ZNF385B
Product: zinc finger protein 385B
Exons: 8
Coding region: 1-1446 (481 amino acids)
Cellular component (GO): nucleus
Molecular function (GO): zinc ion binding; nucleic acid binding
Source: RefSeq, a predicted model, not a curated record